This is a messenger RNA of Botrytis byssoidea, 1467 nucleotides long. RefSeq lists its product as uncharacterized. Gene Ontology annotation, molecular function: iron ion binding; L-ascorbic acid binding; procollagen-proline 4-dioxygenase activity. Gene Ontology annotation, biological process: peptidyl-proline hydroxylation to 4-hydroxy-L-proline. The coding region runs from base 1 to 1467 and encodes 488 amino acids. The record is from RefSeq and is a predicted model, not a curated record. Gene Ontology annotation, cellular component: endoplasmic reticulum. The transcript is spliced from 3 exons. NCBI's taxonomy places the organism in Eukaryota, Fungi, Ascomycota, Leotiomycetes, Helotiales, Sclerotiniaceae.
AUGGCUAAAUCAAAGGGCAAGAGGAAGCAGCAAAGUCUGCCUAUUGAGCAAAAUAUCAAGAAAGUCAAGACUACAAGUAUUAUCACUCCACCUCCGGAGCUUUCGACUGAACCUAAGACUCUUCACGACCUUCUAAUCGCCGAGGAAGAUAUCGAAAUAUCCGUUGACACCCUUAAAAUAUUAGCGCAGAAUCCUGCUCUGAUAAAAUCGAAGGCAUGCAAGGAAUUGCGGACUGCGGUUUUCGACUUCCGAAAUGCUUGCACAACAGGCUUCAAUGCGUCUAUCGACACAAACCCCACGGCUCGCAUUAGCGGCGCUCUCGCAGAUGAAGGCUAUACAGAAGCUAGAAUUCUACUUGCGGAGAUGCGAAUUCGAGGGCAAAAGCCCAAGCUAGGUGCGCUCUGCCGAUGGGUUCGGGAUUUAGACGUUGUGAGUGGUUUAGCAGAGCAACUUGACGAGACCGCAGCCAAGCGAACGGCGAGAGAGGAGCAAUUAUUGGUUGUGCUAGAUGCGAUACUUCGAGUCACAGGCCCAGUGGACUAUUCGAUUGAGGAUGGUGUAGACACAAAUGGUCCCAUUGUACCAAGAAAAGCAUGGAACUUAAGGGAUGAGUCAAUACCGCGCAAGCAGACCUACAAUUCGGUUCUCGACGGUAGCAUAUUCAAUCACUUGCCAAAAGAUAUCAAGUCUCGAUUCCGAGUCAUAGAAACAACACCAGGAUUGGAGCGCAAGCCAGCAAACCUCCAUCCGGCGAUCCUCUGGACAUCACAGGACAAUGCCAUUGCCUUUUCUGAUACUCCUCCAAAGACAACUCACCAUACACAUCCAAUUGUGCCAAAUCUACAUCUACUUAAGGAUAUUUUGAGCCCAGAAGAAUGCAUUCGAAUCAUUGCUGCUGGCGAGACAGUGGGAUUUACACCAGAUGCCCCAAUACGCGAGGAAGGUGAGGAGAAUAGUAUCUUGGCUCACAACUUUUAUUGGGUUGUGGAUAAUGCUUUAUGCGAUGGAUUGUGGAACAGAGUUAAAGAGUUUGUUCCAACGCAAGUCAAUGGAAAACAGGUAAGAGGUCUGAACAGAAGAUUUCGUGUAUACCGCUACGUUCCUGGUGCGGAAUAUCGUGCCCAUAUUGAUGGUGCUUGGCCCCCUUCCGGAAUUGACCCCACGAAUGAUAAAUACAUCUAUGACUCCUCUCCACCUGAAGCAAAGCAGUCUUCAUUAUUCACAUUCUUGAUAUAUCUGAACGAUGAGUUUGACGCUGGAGAGACAACUUAUUUCCUUCCAAGCGCCAAAGAAGGUAGCAUGAAUGCGUAUUCAAUAAAGCCGAUUCAAGGUAGUGUGGCAAUGUUUCCGCAUGGUGAAACUGAGGGUAGUCUACUUCACGAAGGCACCGGUGUUAAACGAAGCUCGAGUGCUUCAGCAAAGUACGUCAUCCGAACUGACGUUUUAUACGAUGUCGAUAGCAGAUGA